Molecule: messenger RNA, 6870 nt
Organism: Micropterus salmoides (largemouth bass)
Lineage: Eukaryota; Metazoa; Chordata; Actinopteri; Centrarchiformes; Centrarchidae
Gene: znf652
Product: zinc finger protein 652
Exons: 6
Coding region: 1837-3909 (690 amino acids)
Biological process (GO): regulation of transcription by RNA polymerase II
Cellular component (GO): nucleus
Molecular function (GO): RNA polymerase II cis-regulatory region sequence-specific DNA binding; DNA-binding transcription activator activity, RNA polymerase II-specific
Source: RefSeq, a predicted model, not a curated record
AUGUUGCUAUAUAACUUAAUUGUAUGCACUUACAUUUAUGACAAGCAUGGCAGCUGCUGGGGAAAGCUCACGCAGGUAGCCGGUGGCCCCGGAGCGAACCGUCAGGAUUGUCCGUGAGCUCAGCUAGCUCUGACUUUGUGACAGUGUCGAGUUGAGUGGGUUUGUCAGUAACGUUACAGCAGUCGGGGUUUUGUUAGGAAAGCGGGGCUUUUCCUCUUGCACGACACGAAAGAUACAUUUAUAACAAAGCAUGACAUCGCCGUUUCAUCUAGCUUCAUGUGGGUUUCAUAACUGUCACACGUUCCCCUUUAAAGUGCAGUAUCGAAAUAAAGUGUAAGGUUUAUGCUAAAUAUUUGACGUUGAUGCUAGCUAUAAGCUAACUAGCCCAAAUCUGGGAGGUUUUGGGGUUAAAACAAAGUGAAAGUCUUCUAUCGGUUGUUAUCUAAUGCAUGUCAGCAGAUACUAGACUUUAGAUGGUGUAGCUUGUGCAAGGUAAUACGAUUGUUCAUGAGGUCGAGUCACCUUAACUGCACUAAAAUAUCUAAUGGCAGCUCCUUGAGCUAAUGUAGCCAAGUUAGCUUGUCAUGUGUGUGCAGGUUAAUACCUAUGGAGCCCUGCUAGCUAGCUAAGUAGCCUAAGUUGGCCAGGCCUGCACAGUGUUACUGCUGUUCGGUGCACAGUGUUACCUUUUAGUCUCAACUUUCUUUGCUCCACACACACUACAACCUUAACUGCCAGUCUUGUAGCUGAAAAAAAAAAAUGCUCGCAGCAAGAUGUUGUAGCUCUCUAAAACCAGAAAGUAGCUGCUGCACUGAUGUAUGAUGAUGGUUUCGCACUUUGCAACGUCAAUUGCUAUAAAUCGUUUGCCAAAAUAAACAAAGAGCCAUGUUGAUUGUUUCAAUGUUAUCUUUCCUUACUUGGAAUAGAGAUAACCCAGUAGUGAACGUCAGUAGGCUGCUGUCAGGCUUGACAGUGUCUCUGUCCAGUGAUGAGAAUACAGAAACUUGGUAUGGGAGAGCUUGGGGCUGAGCACUCUGCCACUUCUCUAUGAUUCCUCAGAUGAUUUAUAACAGACCAAACACACUAGGUACUGCUCUGUGACCUGAUUAUGGGCUUUAGGGCCAAAUACCUACAGAGACAUCGAGCACCCCCGCAGUGCACCACACAGUGAGCUGGUUAAGGUCUUAUGAGUUUGGACAGAGUGAGGAAUGUGAACCCUUACACAGUCCUCUACAAGCUGCGAAAGGGAAAGCUCAUUAAAGUCUAGACUUGGAAGGGAGCAUGGAUUUGAGGAGCGCUGCUGCAUAAUAAGAGGUAAUGCACUGUAAAUGGCUCUUCAAGCAAUACACACAAGUCCUUACAGAAGUUCCAUCUCUGGCAUUCAGCUCGUCUUUACCUGCUCUGCAGUUUGAAGACACUGGCACCCCGCAGAGCAGCAGUGUUCAGCGAAACUGAAUCUGGCAGCUGCCUACACCUCACAUAAUAACCAGAGAGGAAUUUAGCUUCAAAUGUUUGACAACAAAGACACUGAGCCUUUGAUUUUUCAGUCUGAUGUUUAAGCACAUGGAACAAAACUUGGAACAGAUUGUAUGUCUUUCCAACUGCAUUUCCUACCUUGGACAGCAUGGAUGCUCUUUUUGAAUCAGGUUGACUAUCUGUCACCUCAUCCCCUCCUUCCUGUCUCUUUAGUAGGAGGAGGGUGGGGGAUUGGUGUGGCGUCCCCUGCCCCUCCUUGUAGGCCUGCUUGAGAUUUGAGUUGUCUACUUAGGCACCAUAGCAGUUACUUUUUUCCAUUGCCAACCACCUACGUCAUCUCUCCAUCCCCUCUCCCUCUUCAUGAAACCCUGCAAGAGCCUCAAGGAAGAGGUUUCCAUUCCUAGCCUUGGCGGGAUGUCACAGGAGGAAGGACGCAGGGCGCCGGUGUCCCAGUCCUAUUUUCACUCGCCUAACCCAGAUCUGGACCUGACAGGAAAGCUUUACAAGAGGGAGGUUGGUGGUAAGCCUUAUUCUGUGUUAGUAGACAAUAAAAUGGCAGCAAAGACAUCCAUGGGAGAUCAGAACAUUGGUCAGUUGCCUUCUCAACAUGUGACUCCACAGCAACAUAAGCAGUAUUUCAGAGAGGGAGGAGCAGGGCAGGAGAUGGGGACACAGGGGUCCCAAGCUGGCAUCGACGGGACCUCUGACGACACUGAGGACGAUGACGAUGAGGAAGAAGAGGAUGAGGAUGGGGAGGACGAAGGCUUCAAGCGUGAGCAGAUCAUUGUCGAGGUUAACCUGAAUAACCAGACACUUCAUGUAUCCAAGGGGGACAACAAAACUGGAACCACAGCAGAAGACUCUGAGAGAGCUGGAAGUGAGGAGGAUGAUGAGGAGGAGGAGGAGGAAGAAGAAGAAGAAGAAGAGGAGGAGGAGGAGGAGGAGGACAGCCCCAUUGAUGAAGAGGAGGAAGACGACGAGGAAGAUGACAAUGAGAGUCGAAGAACGAGGUCAAAGAGGGCCCGUCGGGGUGCUAGCAGCACAGCAGCUCCCAGCCAGCCACGGAGGAAAAGCCUCAGAACAGCUCUGAGCUCUUCCACUCCUGGAAUGACCACCAGGGGCCGGCGGAAGCGCAUGGAGCCUCCGAAGAGCAAGCGCAGGUCGGCCAGAUCAGCCCCAUCGUCUGCCGGUACCACGAUGACAGGAGGGAAAGCGGAGGCGGAAGAGAAGGAGAUGCUGGCAUGUGAAAAGUGCCCCCGAGUGUUUAACACGCGCUGGUACCUGGAGAAACACAUGAAUGUCACUCACAGGCGAAUGCAGAUUUGCGACAAAUGUGGCAAAAAGUUUGUCCUGGAGAGUGAGCUGGCCUUGCACCAGCAGACGGACUGUGAGAAGAACAUCCAGUGUGUCUCCUGCAACAAGUCUUUUAAGAAGCUGUGGUCACUGCAUGAGCACAUUAAGAUUGUGCACGGCUAUGCAGAAAAGAAGUUCUCAUGUGAAAUCUGUGAGAAGAAGUUCUACACUAUGGCUCACGUCCGUAAGCACAUGGUUGCUCACACCAAGGACAUGCCAUUUACCUGUGAGACAUGUGGAAAGUCGUUCAAACGGAGCAUGUCUUUAAAAGUUCACUCACUCCAGCAUUCUGGAGAGAAGCCCUUCCGGUGUGAGAACUGUGACGAGCGGUUCCAAUACAAGUACCAGCUGCGCUCCCAUAUGAGCAUUCACAUCGGACACAAGCAGUUCAUGUGCCAGUGGUGUGGCAAAGACUUCAACAUGAAACAGUAUUUUGAUGAGCACAUGAAAACACACACAGGAGAGAAGCCUUUCAUUUGUGAGAUUUGUGGGAAGAGCUUCACCAGCCGGCCCAACAUGAAGCGUCACCGGCGCACCCACACCGGGGAGAAGCCCUAUCCCUGCGAGGUGUGCGGCCAGCGCUUUCGCUUCUCCAACAUGCUCAAAGCACACAAAGAGAAGUGUUUCCGGGUCACCAGUCCUGUGGUUCUGCAGACCAGCAGUCCACCUGUGCCUGUCCGCAUCUUCACCAACACCUUCUCUUCCUCUUCCACCGCUGGUCCCGGUCCCUCAGCUGCCUCCCCGGCCACCACCUCAGCACCCCUGGGCCUCAGCCCGGCAGGAGGGCCCAUGCCUCAACGAGGCCCUGUGGGACACACAUUCUCCCACGUACAGCUCCACUCAACCGCCUCUCACCAUCAUCCCCACUCCCAGACAACUCAGCAGCAUCUCUCAAACACACCCCAACAUGCCCCACCUCACCCCCACCACCACCUGGCCGUGCCCCCGGUCUCCCACCUUCCCCCACCCCCGGCCCUUUUCAAGAGUGAGCCCUUAAACCACUGUGGGCAUGAAGACAGCAGCUACCUGCACCACAUGGCUCCCCCUGACAAGGGCCCCGGAGCCCCACAGCACCACUGAACUGUGUUACAGCUCUGCAGGCUCACACCAAACCGCGCCUUGUUCCUCCUCCUUCUCAUGUCCUGCCUCAGUCUCUCAGUUGCUAGGCCCCUGAUGCAAGGGUGCUCCCCUCAAACAGAUUUAAUUAAAUCAAGCUCGUCUUGUCUUUCUCACGAGCUUGUAUCAGCCUGAAUAACACACCUGUGUAUGUUAUUCAGGCUGAUACACCUUCAGUGUGUACAUUAUUUAAGUAAGACACCUACUUAAACACCCUGGUCAACUGAAUUUACAACCUCUAGAAGUUCUCUAUCUGUACAUUAAUGGGUGUAAAGUAUCUCCUUUUCAUCAAAAGCUGCUGGUGGAAGUCACCGUAUGUAUUACCUAGGCAUAGAUCAUCAAAGAUCAGUGUCAUUGAACUGUCCUCUUUAUGUCAUGUUGACUUGUGGUUGCACAUUGGUCACGACUUUUGCUUUCUGUGCAGGUUCUCCCCAUAGCAAUACUCAACCUAGUUGUUCUGCAGAGCCUCUGCCCCCACAGAAAUGUUUUUGAGAAUGUUGUAUCUGGUUCUGUCUGAGCUGUUCUCUGUCCAGAGGCCAUGGCUGAGACUUUCUGUCAGCGAGGCAACAGCAGUAGUCUGAGGUUACAGUAAGAAGGCGGGGAGGAAUUUUGUAAAAGGACAUUUGGGAAAAAAAAAGGUUUUGUAAAUGGUUAGUUGAAUCUAGACAUAGUCUAGAUAUCAUGGUUAUAUGGUGCUUUCCAUUCCAUUACAUAAAAUAUUUCUUAAUUUUGAUUUCACAUUUGAUUUUCAGAAGUGUAAUAUUACAAAAUUACAGUGAAUUGUGUCAUACAGAACAUGUCUUGCCAGCCUGGUUUUUCUACAAUGGAUCUUAGGUUUGACUUGAUAUUUUGUGACGAAGAAACUCAAGUUAUGCAGGACGUAGGCACACACACCCUGACACUUACUCAAGCACACACACAAAAAGACAAAGACCAUAUGGUCACUGAUUUACUUACUUUGAUCAGUGCAACCUCAGCUUUCAAUACUGUUGGUCAACAGAUGUUUUUAGAUAACAGAUGACUGUCAAAUACUGCCACUGUGAGGGGCCAGUCACAUGGCCCCAUCAGGAUUUACCCCACCUCCCUUCGCUGCUGUCGAAAUUAUACGGGUUACCAUGUUAAAGGUCAUUUGACACACACAGUAUACACACCUGGGACCUUUUUCAUCACAGUUCUUAACAGGCAAUUAUGCAUAUUCCUCUCAGCCUAUAUUCCACGGUUUGGUGUGGGGUGUUGUAAUGUAAAGGUUUUGUUUUUUGACUUUCAUCGUACUGGCAUACUUUGAUCCACACUGGCAAACGUGUGUCUAAAUCUGUUGAAUGUUGCCUACGCAGAAUGAUGGCUGUUGAGUCAUUCAUAUGUUGUUGUUGUUGUUGUUGUUGUUUUUUUAUUUUAUUUUAUGUUCUCAUAAUUUGCUCAGUUUUAAGCUAACGAAUGGUUCUGCAGUGUAGAUAUACUGUUAGCACAUGAUAGGAAAUGUCAGGAUAAAAGGCAGUGGUUAUACAACUCAUAAUACUUGGAAUUCUUGUAUAGAUAAGCAUACAUGUGAUCAAGUCAGCACAGGAAAUUACAUUUAUUAAUGUAAUAGCCGAUGGUGUGAAUGUUAUUUGUUUAAAAGAAGCAUAAAUGGGUGGCAAGUAUUUGGCAUGAAAGUGGAUGUUAGCCCAUCACCUAGUCUGGCGACUAUCAGAUGUGUGUUUAGGAGCAAUGUUUAGUUUUGUGUGAGUGUGAGAGAGAGAGAGAGAGAGAGAGCGUGUAUGUGUGCAUGCAUAAGUCUACCAGUCUGUCUGUCUGGUUGUCCCCAGUGCUCUUGUACCAAAAGCUGCUUUUACACAGUGUGCCCCAAUAUAUGUGUAUUUGGGGAUACCUGAGAUGAACAAUAGCAGUAAAUUUUAACAUGAUCCUAUUUCUGGCGCUCUAAUGGAAUUAAGUCUGAAGUGGUUAAGCUCAGAAGUUAAGGAUGCCCCUUUUUUUGAUUUGAGACCUGCAAUUAUCCUGCCAUUUCUGUGGGUCUUAACAAAGCUGCAUUAUUUGCCUAUCAUCCUGCCCCCUCGGGUUCACUGCUGUGCUUCAGCAUUUUGCAGUACAGAUCUUUGUCCUUUUUCCUAUGAGAUUUUAUUUUAAUGUUUUGUUUUUUUUUUAAAGCCUUUUCAUUUGUGUGUAUUCUCUGCACUUUACUGCUGCGUGGGUGAGGCGCAGGGAAGGGAGGGACUGACAAUGCAUUGUGGAAGAGAGUGCAGUUUUGGCUGCAUGGGAAAGGGUGGAGGUGAUUACUUUGAGUGGAUGUUUUUAGGCAAGGAAAGGAGGAGAAUCCUGGGUGGAGGCGGGUAGUGUGGAAGGGACCAUAGCAAACAAAGGACAUUUCUUUUAGUAUGUGCAUAAAGUUAAUUUGCUUAUAUAUUUUUUUUUUUCAAAGAAAUACACUUUUACUCCAAUAUGGACCUCCCCUCAAAGUGAAAGUGAUGUUCCUCCUGCUUUGGUGACUUUACACUGGCUCCUCCACGCUGUCUGAAAUACCUUCUUCUGUUAUCUUUGUUCAUGGAGCUUUUCCUCUGUCAUUUCGUUUCAUUUUGUCUUUCAGUUUGCCGAAUGAUUCUCCUCCUCCUUUCUUUGUUAUAUAGAAUGCACUUUCUACUAAAAAUCUUGGCUUGUUAAGAAAAAAUAACAUUGUAUGUUCUUCAAAGAUGUUUUAAAAAAUCAAUAUACUUUUUCCCCUUUGUAUUUUUAACCACUUAAUGUAGCAUUGCGUAUUUUAUUAUGGUAUCUGGUACAAAUUGUGCAGCUUUAUAAUGUCCUUGUUUGUCUUUUUUUUGUAUAUUAUCUGGAGAUUGGGGAGAAGUGGAAAAAGUUGGGCCUUUUUUGAUAAUGUACAUUUAACUGACUGCUAACUUUGAGAAGUAAAAACAAGUAGCCAUGAUUAUCACA